Molecule: messenger RNA, 1741 nt
Organism: Cajanus cajan (pigeon pea)
Lineage: Eukaryota; Viridiplantae; Streptophyta; Magnoliopsida; Fabales; Fabaceae
Product: pyruvate dehydrogenase E1 component subunit alpha-3, chloroplastic
Biological process (GO): pyruvate decarboxylation to acetyl-CoA
Cellular component (GO): intracellular membrane-bounded organelle
Molecular function (GO): pyruvate dehydrogenase (acetyl-transferring) activity
Source: RefSeq, a predicted model, not a curated record
AGCCCCCUAACAAAGAAGACGGUUAUCUCCAUGCUUCGUUCCCUCGUUUCCUCCGCCCCUUUACUUAACCCUCUUUCUGCAACUUAUUUAUAUAACACUCACUUUUCUGCUUCCUUUUCCCUUCAAUUCAUAACACAACACUGAGCAAACGUUGUACCUUUGUUGCAGCCAGACCAUGAUGUCUUUCACUGCAACAAAGUUUGCACCCUCUCCUCUCCCUCUCAAUUCCACCAUUCCCAGAUCCAAUGACAAGCCUCUCUCUUUCUCCUUCGAUCACUUCAAACCCCAUCCUUCCUCUUCCUUCCUUGGAUCCACUCGCACCCUUCUUCGCUUCGGUGCUCUCGCUAGGCCUCAUGCUCGCACUCGCUCUUCUUCCCCUGUUUCCGCUGUUCUUCUCCAGCAAACCUCCAAUCUGCUUGUUACAAAGGAGGAAGGGUUGGAGCUCUAUGAAGACAUGAUAUUAGGGAGGUUCUUUGAAGACAAGUGUGCUGAGAUGUAUUACAGGGGCAAAAUGUUUGGUUUCGUUCACUUGUACAAUGGCCAAGAGGCUGUGUCAACUGGAUUCAUCAAGCUUCUGAAGAAGGAAGAUAGUGUAGUGAGCACCUACAGAGAUCAUGUUCAUGCAUUGAGUAAGGGGGUCCCGUCUCGGCAAGUGAUGAGUGAACUGUUUGGGAAGGCGACGGGAUGUUGCCGAGGUCAGGGCGGUUCAAUGCACAUGUUCUCAAAAGAGCACAACUUGCUUGGUGGGUUUGCCUUCAUUGGUGAAGGAAUUCCAGUGGCCACUGGGGCUGCAUUUACAAACAAGUACAAAAGAGAGGUGUUGAAUCAGGCAGAUGCUGAUCAUGUGACAUUGGCAUUUUUUGGAGAUGGAACUUGUAAUAAUGGGCAGUUCUUUGAAUGCCUGAACAUGGCAGCUCUGUGGAAAUUGCCAAUUGUGUUUGUGGUGGAGAAUAAUUUGUGGGCUAUUGGGAUGUCUCAUCUCAGGGCAACUUCAGAUCCUCAGAUAUAUAAGAAAGGGCCUGCAUUUGGAAUGCCAGGGGUUCAUGUGGACGGAAUGGAUGUUUUGAAGGUCAGAGAGGUGGCAAAGGAGGCAAUUCAGAGGGCUAGAAGGGGAGAGGGACCAACUCUAGUUGAAUGUGAGACCUAUAGAUUCAGAGGACAUUCUUUGGCUGAUCCCGAUGAGCUUCGUGACCCUGCUGAGAAGGAACACUAUGCUGGUAGGGACCCCAUCGCUGCAUUGAAGAAAUACCUUUUUGAGAACAACUUGGCCAAUGAACAAGAAUUGAAGGCCAUAGAGAAGAAAAUCGACGAGGUCCUCGAGGACGCGGUUGAGUUUGCAGAUAAUAGCCCUCUUCCACCCCGCAGUCAGCUUCUGGAGAAUGUGUUUGCUGAUCCAAAAGGCUUUGGAAUUGGACCAGAUGGCAGUUAUAGAUGUGAGGAUCCUAAAUUCACUCAAGGCACGGCUCAUGUCUAAUCUUUUCUUGCUUUGGUCUCAGUUUUGUAUGAUUGUUCUUUUCUUAUGCUUUGUUAGUGAUAAAAUGCUACACAAUGCAAUUACCUUGUCUAAUAUAAACAGGAUUUGUUCUUUAGGUUGGAAAUUUGGUUUUAUGUGUCUUAUAUAUUUAUCAUUGUUUGUGGAAUUAGUGUCAAGAAUGACAAUCUCCAGAGUUAGAUUAUAGUCUCUACCAACGGUGUACAAUAAAAUUUUAGUUGUACCACUUUGUCUUGCUUUGUAUCAAUA